Papaver somniferum (opium poppy) is the source of this 1551-nucleotide messenger RNA. RefSeq lists its product as uncharacterized. Bases 1 to 1551 code for a protein of 516 amino acids. The record is from RefSeq and is a predicted model, not a curated record. Lineage: Eukaryota; Viridiplantae; Streptophyta; Magnoliopsida; Ranunculales; Papaveraceae. The transcript has 2 exons.
AUGGGAGAUCAAUCUGAUCCGUCCCAUGCAAAACCUCUUAUGUAUGCUGAUAAACUUGUUGGGAAGAAAACGCUACCAACAACCUCUUAUGACCUAAGUUUGCUUCCAAACCCUACUGUUAAAGAGGGUAAGCCAGCGGUGAUAAUUCCUGAAGAUUUUUAUCAAGAGGGUUGUGAAAUCUGGAAGUUUAGCCUCACUCGGAGACUAGAUUUUACAGAUAUUAUUUUCAGUAUUGCGAAGAAAACCUUGGAAUCUCAAUGGCAGCUUGGUGAUGGGCGUGUCCAGUUCAUUCCUAUGGUUCGUGGCUUUUUUAUUAUCAAAUUGAAAUCGCAGGAAGAUAAGGAUAAGUUGUUUGAUGCUGAAUCUUGGAUUGUUGAACAUCAAAAGCUUAGUCUUUUGGAAUGGUACCCUAGUUUUGAUCCUCAAAGACAAAAAACAUCCCAUGCUUCCGCGUGGGUUAAGUUUCCAGGCUUGCCAAUGGAGUUUUGGUUGGAGAAGACGCUGUUAUCUAUGGAAAAAUAUUUGGGGACUCCUAUUGUGGUGGAUAAGUGUACUUUAGCGCAUGAAUAUGGGUAUUAUGCUUCAGUUCUUAUUGAUAUCAAUUUUGCUGAGCUAGAUACUGAUGGCAUUCAUGUCACAGUCGGAGGUUUGGAUUUUUGGCAGCUAAUUGAUAUUUAUAAGAAACCAAAAUUCUGUACUCAUUGUAAAAUCAUUGGGCAUAAUGAUGGAGAAUGCAGAAAGAAGCAAAAUAGCGUGAGCAAACAGCAAAGGAAUGUUCGGCAGCAAAACAAUCAACAGUUGAACAUUGUUGUAAAGAAUGUGAGUGGUGUUUCUAAAUGGCAUCCAAAGAAGAAUGGUAUUAACAGUACUAUAAAACAUGGGAAUUCUCAUGGUUCAGUUGGGGAUAACAAGAAGGAAGCUGGGCGUAAGAAAAAAGGAAAUAAAUUCCUAAUCAUUCCUUUUGUUCCUGAAAUUUAUGUGGAGCAAGAUGAUGUGCAUGGUCAUCAUUGGGGUGCGUUUUCUCAGUUAAAUGUUGAAGACUAUACACUAGAAAAUGACGUUCAGCACAAUGGUACACAACAGUUUGAAUUCAGUUCGGAAAACCUUGAACUUCUUGCUCAUCUCAAAGCUCAAGUGGAACAAGGUGUUGAAUUAAGUGCUGAAGAGCAUUUUGUUUUGGAGCUUGGAAAAAAUAAAGAAGAAGAUUUAGCUAAUUUAAAGAAGAUACGUGAGGAUUUGGAAAGAACUACACGUAGACCAACCAAUUCAGGAGUUUUAUCUCCGAAUAAAUUCUUUGUUUUACAAGAAGAGGUAAUUUUAUCUGAAUCCAAGGAAGUCACGGGAUUACAAACACACUUGGAUUCAGUACGUGAAGUUGAAAACUUCACGGAUUCUGUUUGCUCGGAAUCAAAUUUGGGUUUGCAAGUAGCACAGCCCAAGGAAAGUUCCGCCAGCUCUGACUUGGGCUUGAAUUCAAAAUCCAUGAAUAUUCGGUUAACAAGUGAGGAAAAUGAGGUUCUUUGCACUAUUACAAAAUUUGAUGUUCAAUAA